ACUCAGCUUCAAUAACGCGCUCAAUGAAGAGCUCCAACUUUAUGUCCAUAUCUUGCUUGCAAAACCAUAAUCAUGGUGGAUUUGAUGGAUUACAAUCUAUCAACUCGGAGUUUUCUAUGAUGGGCAAUAACAUGAAUAAUAAUGGUUAUCUUGGCACUGGAAUUGAGAAUUAUUAUAUGGAGCAGCUUGGUUAUGGAAGCAUGGAUGUUUCCUCUCAAUUGUCUUACGUUUCUCCAGUUUCAUACUCAUCCUUGAUGCCUAUGCCAAUGGAAAAUCUCGAGCUUGCAUCUCCUCCUCACUUGGUGGAUUAUCGUUGGAGCUCUCCCUGUGACGACUUUAUCAAGAAUGACAUUCUUUUAGCUCAACCUUACAAACCAACGAUCAAAGAUGUAAGGAAGUGUGUCACCGGGGCUAAGCUUGCACAAAGAAAUAGUGUGUUUAGUAACAUGGCAAGCCUUGAAGGCUCCAGAACAAGUAAGAAAAGGAAAGUGAUUGAGCAAUUUGUUGAUACUCGAAAAUUCAAGAUGCAAGCACCAGUUAAGAGGAGCCAAAAGUUAAGUGACAAAAUUUCUGCUCUUCAGGAACUUGUAUCACCUUAUGGAAAGACAGACACUGCUUCAGUUCUCCAAGAGGCUUGUAUCUACAUCAAGAUAAUUCAUCAAGAAAUUCGGAGGCUAAGCAUCUCCUAUUUUGAGGUAAGGUCAUCACUUCAAUCACAGUUACAGGGUGAUGCAGAGAGGCAAAGUGACCUACAAAGUAAAGGACUGUGCUUGGUUCCAGUAUCAAUCAUGAAGAGUAUAACAAGAGAAAGUUGGGGUGGUGCUGGUGAUCAUCACACAGCAUCAAGAACCUCUAGGAGAUCUACAUAUAUUUGAUUUGGAUUCCUCAUAACUAUCUUCAUAUAGUUGAUAUAUACAUGUAUAGAGAACAAUCUAGUACAUAAAAGGUUUUGUAUACAUUAAAUGAUUCUCCUAAUUAACCAUUUCCUUGUGAAAUGUAGAUUGAUAAA
This is a messenger RNA of Beta vulgaris subsp. vulgaris (sugar beet), 1009 nucleotides long. Its product is annotated as transcription factor bHLH111. NCBI's taxonomy places the organism in Eukaryota, Viridiplantae, Streptophyta, Magnoliopsida, Caryophyllales, Amaranthaceae. Gene Ontology annotation, biological process: regulation of transcription by RNA polymerase II. Gene Ontology annotation, molecular function: DNA-binding transcription factor activity, RNA polymerase II-specific; protein dimerization activity; RNA polymerase II cis-regulatory region sequence-specific DNA binding. Gene Ontology annotation, cellular component: nucleus. The record is from RefSeq and is a predicted model, not a curated record. The transcript is spliced from 9 exons. Bases 24 to 875 code for a protein of 283 amino acids.